AUGGGAAAGGGUACCAUGAUGAAAAAUAAAUCCCAUCACUCUUUGCUAUCCAAUAACAUGAACCCAUCUAGCAUUAAAGGCAUCGAAAGCUUUGGUCUUUUGUCCCCAAGUGAGACGACAAAAGAACAAAGUCGUCCAAGAAUGUCAUUGAAAAAUAGUAUUUUACUUUUGAUUCCCAAUAUAAGAUUUGCAUAUAAGGCAGCCAACACAACUCACCUCUUACAGUCGCCAAAACUCCGGCGGAAUAGAACCGUAUCAAUCGACGGCGAGAUAGCCACAAGGACCAAUCGAGUGUACCUUGAAUCCAGCUUGAAACACCGAGCCCAUCAGUCCGACCACGGCGACCCGACCUCACCCCCUCUCCAGCCACUGUCUUCCGUUCAGCCCACUCUCGUCGAAGCUCCCGAAGGAAGGGCGCAGAAAGGGGAUCUGCAAACCCUAGGCGCAUCUUUCGGCUGA
Striga asiatica is the source of this 459-nucleotide messenger RNA. The record is from the annotation of a GenBank genome assembly. NCBI's taxonomy places the organism in Eukaryota, Viridiplantae, Streptophyta, Magnoliopsida, Lamiales, Orobanchaceae.